AUGCGGCGCUGGUCUCUGCUGCUCUUGCCUCUCGCGUUUGUGUGCGCGGCGGCGGCGGCGGCGGCGGCGGCAGCCCACGCCGGUGGCGGCGCCGAAUGCGGGCUGGACGAGCGCUCGCGGCGGGCGCGGCGGGCGACUCGGCGGCAGCAGCAGCAGCAGCAGCCGCCGCCGCCGCCGCAGGCGCUUCUCUGGCGCUACCCCGCGCCAGGCACCUGCGCCACCAGGUUAGCCCGGGGUAGGCGCUCUUCUGCGGCGGGCGGGCCGGAGGCACCGCGCGUCCCCCGGCGCAGGAGGCGAGCGCAGGAAGAGGCGGCCGCGGCCGCGGGGCCGAGCGAGGGCGACCGGCCGCUGGCCCCGAGCAGGGCGUUCUAUUUCCGCGGCCAGGGCGACCAGCUGCGCCUGAAGGCGGAGCUGGAGAUACCCCGGGAUGCCUUCACGGUCCAAGCAUGGCUGCGGCCCGAGGGGGGGCAGAAGGCGCCGGCUGUGAUCGCAGGAUUAUAUGACAAAUGUUCUUAUACCACCCUUGACCGAGGAUGGGUUCUUGGAAUUAACAACGUCAGUGACCAGGGUAAUCGAGAUCCUCGCUAUUUUUUCUCACUGAAGACGGAUCGUGCCCGGAAGGUUACUACCAUCACAGAUCAUCAUAGCUACCUCCCAAAUCAGUGGGUUCACCUUGCCAUCACUUACGAUGGACGCCUGAUGAAGAUCUAUGUGAAUGGUGCCCAGGUGGCAGCCAGCAGAGAACAGGUAGGGAGUAUCUUCAGCCCUUUGACCUUGAAGUGUAAAGUCCUUAUGCUUGGAGGCAAUGCCCACAACCAGAACUACCGAGGAUACAUAGAACAUUUUAGUCUUUGGAGAACAGUCCGUUCUCAGAAGGAGAUACUGAUGGACAUGACUCUUGUGGCUCAUGAAGUAGAUGUUCCUCUACCUCAGCUCGUUUUUCAGGAGACUUUACUGAAUGUGAAGAGCAUCUGGUCCCCCAUGAAAGAUAGCCCGCGUCUUCCUCUGACUGAGUUCACAUCCCACUCUGGCUACCUAUUGGAUACAAGCCUUGAGCCUCCUCUUUGUGGGCAAACCGUCUGCGACAAUAUGGAGGUCAUUGCCAGUUACAACCAUCUCCCAAGCUUCCGCCACAAAAAGGUGGUUCGCUACCGAGUGGUGAACAUUUAUGACGACCAUCAUCGGAACCCAACGAUUAGCCGCCAACAAAUAGAGUUCCAGCAUCAGCAACUGAAUGACGCCUUCAGUCCGUACAACAUUUCGUGGGAAAUUGAGGUGUUGGAGAUAAAUAAUUCCUCCCUUCGCCACCGCCUCAUCCUGGCCAACUGCGAGAUCAGCAAGAUUGGGGAUGAGAGCUGUGACCCUGAGUGCAAUCAUACGUUGACAGGUUAUGAUGGAGGAGAUUGCCGCCAUGUGCGUCAACCUUCAUUCAACAAGAAAAAACAGAAUGGUGUUUGCGACAUGGAUUGCAACUACGAGCGAUACAACUUUGACGGUGGGGACUGUUGUAACCCAGAUAUAACAGAUGUCACCAAGACUUGCUUUGAUCCUGAUUCUCCUCACAGAGCCUACUUAGAUGUCAAAGAACUGAAGAAUAGGCUCAACCUGGAUGGCUCUACACAUCUCAACAUCUUCUUUGCUAAUUCCUCUGAAGAAGAGUUGGCUGGCAUGGCCACCUUUCCAUGGGACAAAGAAGCCUUGGUGCACUUGGGAGGUAUUGUCCUGAAUCCUUCCUUCUAUGGCAUUGCCGGUCACACUCAUACCAUGGUCCAUGAAGUAGGACACAGCCUGGGCCUCUACCAUGUCUUUAAGGGGGUCUCUGAGGUCUUCUCCUGCAGCGACCCAUGCAUGGAAACGGAGCCAUCCUUUGAGACGGGUGAUCUCUGCCACGACACCAACCCGACCCCAACCCACAAGGUCUGUGGAGAUCCCCCUGCUAGUAGUGACAUGUGUGGGUUCCAUAGCUUCCAGAAUACACCAUUCAACAACUUUAUGAGCUACGCAGAUGAUGACUGCACCAAUUCCUUCACACCCAACCAGGUUGCCCGUAUGCACUGCUAUUUAGACCUCGUGUAUCAGGGCUGGCAACCGAUCAAGAAGCUGACCCCCAUUGCCAUCAUGCCUCAGAUUGUGGACCGAACAGCAACCUCCAUUACUCUGGAGUGGUUUCCCCCAAUUGACAGGCACUUCUUUGAAAGAGAAGUGGGAUCACCAUGUGACCUGUGUGGGGAAGAACGGAUUUUGGUGCAAUAUGCUUUUAGUGCCUCUUCGCCGAUGCCGUGUGACCCGUCAGGCCACUGGAGCCCCCGAGGAGCUGAAGGGCACCCAGAUGUAGAACAGCCAUGUAAACCUGAUGUCCGAACGUGGACUCCCAAUUCAGCUGUCAUCAAGCAAACUGUCCCACCCGCUUGUCCUGAACCUCAAGGAUGCUAUCUGGAGCUGGAAUUCCAGUAUCCAGUGAUCCCAGAAUCUCUGACCAUCUGGGUAACUUAUGUUUCCCCAGAGUGGGACUCCAAAGAAGCAGUAAACGAUAUCAAAUUGUUGAUGGUCAGUGGACAAAAUAUUUCUCUUGGGCCUCAGAACUUCUUCUGUGAUGUCCCCAUGACCAUCAGGCUGGAUGUUGAGAAGAUGAAUGAGGAAGUCUAUGGCAUACAGAUUUACACCUUGGAUGAGCAACUGGAGAUUGACGCUGCUAUGAUCAGUUCAGUCCCACAGAGCACACAGUGUACAAAUUGCCAGCCCAUCCAGUACAAAGUGUCCCGGGACCCUCCCUUUCAGAAAGGUCCUUCGUUCCUCAUCUUGGACCUCAGUCGGAAAUUUGUGGACAGUGAUCUGAAGGUUGGGAUGUCAUACCAUUACUGGGUUUCUGUUCUUUCUGGGGAAGAAGAAAGUGAGCUUUCUCCCCCUCUGGCAUACACCCAUGGAAAAGGCUACUGUGGUGAUGGGAUUAUUCAGAAAGACCUUGGGGAAGAGUGUGAUGAUAUGAACAAAGUGAAUCGUGAUGGAUGUUCCCUCUUUUGCCAGCAGGAAUUAUCUUUCAACUGUGUAGAUGAGCCGAGCCGUUGCUACUUCCAUGACGGGGAUGGUGUGUGCGAAGAGUUUGAGCAGACCACCAGCAUCAUGGACUGUGGGAUCUACACACCCAAAGGGUUCCUGGACCAGUGGGCAUCCAAUGUGUCAGUUUCACACUAUAACGAGAAAUGCCCAGCAAUGGUGGUUGCAGGUCAGCCAGCAGCAAAUCAAAUGUGCCGGACCAAGGAGUAUGACUUCAGUGAUGCCAUGACCCAAUAUGCGUGGUACCCCUGCACUGCCAACCACACUCACACUGUUUUCUGGCUAAAGGCUUUCUACUCCCAAGCCAUGGUUGCUGCUGCAGUGAUCAUCCACUUAGUAACUGAUGGGACAUGGUUGCAGAUGGACCUCGAUCAGAAACAAGAGUCAAUUUUUGUGCAGCUGGUGGACACCAAAAACCAAACUCACGAUCUCGGGGAGCAUGGUCUGAGCUGCCGAAAAAAUCCUUUGAUUAUCCCAGUUGUCCAUGACCUUAGCCAGCAUUUCUACCACACCCAGGCAAUUCUCAUCACCUUCAGGUCUCAGUAUGUGGCGAUCUCUGGGGUGGCCUUGCGCUCCUUCCACAAUUUUGACCCCAUCACUGUCAGCAGCUGCCAGAGUGGACAGACCUAUAGCCCAGCUGAACAGAGCUGUGUUCAGCACUCUUGCAAGACCAUGGACUGCCAAGAGUUGGAGAUUGAGAAUGCCAUGCUGACUUUCACCAGUGGGGGGCGCUACAAUGGUGCCCAGUGUAACGUUACCUGCCAAAUAGGUUAUGUCCUUCAGAUUCACAGAAAUGAUGAUCUACCCCAGAGCCAGUGGGAGCCGAGCACCACCAUGAUGUGCAUCGAUGGGAAAUGGAACAAGCAAGUCUCCUGUGAGCCUAUUGACUGCAGAAUUCCAGACCAGCACCAUGUCUACCCAGCUACUUUUAACUGCAGUGAAGGGACCACCUUUGGCAAGAAAUGCUCUUUCACUUGCAAGCCUCCUGCUCAGCUGAAAGGAAGCAAUAACAAUUUGACAUGCUUGGAAGAUGGUCUGUGGUCUUUCCCGGAGGCUCUUUGUGAGCUGAUGUGCAGGACGCCCCCUUUGAUUCCCAACGCUGACCUCCAAACUGCCCGCUGCCGCGAUGGGAAACAUAAAGUGGGAUCCUUCUGCAAGUAUAAAUGCAGACCAGGCUACCAUGUCCCAGGACCUUCACAGAGAGCAAGAAAGAGAACUUUCAAGAUUCAGUGUGCCCAAGACGGAACUUGGCUGGAAGGAGCCUGCGUUCCUGUGACCUGUGACCCCCCACCCUCCAAGUUCCACGGGCUGUACCACUGCACCAACGGUUUCCAGUUCAACAGUGUGUGUCAGAUUAAGUGUGAAGAGGAUGACCCUCAAUCCGGCCAGGGAAAUAACAUGAUUCACUGCCGAAAGGAUGGGAAUUGGAGUGGGUCAUUCCAUCUCUGCCCUGAAAUGCAAGGGCACUGUUCCCCACCUACCCAGUUGAGUGGUGGCCUGAAGCUACAGUGUCCAGAUGGCUACGGGAUAGGAGCUGAAUGCACCAUCUUAUGCCCAGAACAUCACACUGAGCCCAUCCUGUUGCGUGCCAAUGAAACAUUACAGGACAUCCAACACUGGAUGAAACCUCCACGAGUGAAGAAUGUUGUCUGCACGGGUGAACUUAAGUGGUACCCACACCCUGCAUUGAUCCACUGCAUCAAAGGUUGUGAGCCUUUUGGCGAAGACAACUACUGUGAUGCGAUCAACAACCGAGCCUUCUGCAACUAUGAUGACGGUGAUUGUUGUGUGUCGACAGUGAAGACUAAAAAGGUCAUCCCCUUCCCCAUGUCAUGCGACCUGCAGGGAGAAUGUGCUUGUUUAGAUCCCAAUGCUCAAGAGCACAAUCAGCGGGACCAUCGUGGCUUCAGCUUUGCAUAAUGCCAAGUGCCAAGGCACAGGAAAGAGAAAUAGACAGAGAUCCCCGCCAGUGGAAGGCAAGGAAACACAUCAUUACACCUCUCAUUUUGUCAGUAUCAUUUAUAGUAAGCUGCUCAAACUCACUCCAUGGCAUUUCUGCACCAGGGACAUUUAGACUGCAACCGGUCUGCCUUUAACGUUCUUUGCCCAAGGAGAACCAAGACUCUGGCAGAGGGGAAAGGUGGCAAGCAAGAUAUUGUAUUCAUUGUACCUUACUAGCGAGAACAAGCAGAACAACAAGCGUGUUGAAAUGGACUUUUCAGGGCGGGAUGGGGGGGGGGAGAAAAAAAGCAUGUGUUAAUACUGCAUCCAUCUCGUAUGAACUCUGUAUGGUUUUAGAUGUGGGU
Molecule: messenger RNA, 5360 nt
Organism: Candoia aspera
Lineage: Eukaryota; Metazoa; Chordata; Lepidosauria; Squamata; Candoiidae
Gene: PAPPA
Product: pappalysin 1
Exons: 22
Coding region: 1-4974 (1657 amino acids)
Biological process (GO): proteolysis; cell surface receptor signaling pathway
Molecular function (GO): metalloendopeptidase activity
Source: RefSeq, a predicted model, not a curated record